This is a messenger RNA of Lytechinus variegatus (green sea urchin), 2122 nucleotides long. RefSeq names its product monocarboxylate transporter 13-like. Bases 1 to 1554 code for a protein of 517 amino acids. NCBI's taxonomy places the organism in Eukaryota, Metazoa, Echinodermata, Echinoidea, Temnopleuroida, Toxopneustidae. The transcript is spliced from 4 exons. Gene Ontology annotation, biological process: monocarboxylic acid transport; transmembrane transport. The record is from RefSeq and is a predicted model, not a curated record. Gene Ontology annotation, molecular function: monocarboxylic acid transmembrane transporter activity.
AUGCUGGACCGACCGUUAUCUGACGUAGAUGUAAACAUCGCGCGGAGAGGACAGGAAGUAGGACUAUCUCUUGGCUAUUGCAUGUCUGAGAUAGGAGGCCCACCUAAGAAGGUUGAAGACAUUGUUUUGUACACAAGGUUUUACCCUGAUGGAGGGAAGGGUAUAGGUGUGCGUGUGUGGCAAUUUGUACAAUUUUUCUAUACUAGAUUUUUCAAUAAUAAACGAUGUUGUUAUUAUAAGAUUGUUUCUCUUUUCUGUUUUACUCUAGGUCCUCUUGCAUCGUUCUUAGCCAAACGAUAUGGAUCAAGGGUGGUUGUGAUGUCUGGAGGAUUUCUGACUGGUGCAGGGGUGAUGAUGACUGCGUGGGCUAAUGGUGUCGCGAUGGUAGGAGUCGGAGUCGUCUGUUUAACAGGUAUCGGGUCAGCACUGGUUUACAUCGCAACUUUGAUCUUCAUUCGGCACAACUUUCCCGAUUCCCGCUCCUACGCGUUAGCCAAUGGGAUCACCGUAUCGGGUUCUUCGCUUGCCGUCUCUGUCUUUGCACCAAUCACACGCGUUCUUUCAGACACUUACAACUGGCGGGGUGCCCUCCUUAUAUCGUCCGCCAUCAUCCUUAACACCAUGGUCUUUGGCGCACUUCUCAGAGACCGGAAGGCCAUACCGAAAGGUAAACCAGAGCGCCUCAAUGACAGUGCAUCCGCAAUCGCACUCAUAGACAAUCAGACCACCUCAUCAAGAGUGACGUUAAACGGUGGUUCGACACCGGUCAAGCAUAGUAUAUCCAACGGCCAUGGAAGUGGACAUCAUCUGGAGAAUGGCAAUGAACAAUAUGCAGAGAGUACCUUGAUGACCAGUUUUGACGGAAGUGAAGCUCAUGAGAUGACAGAGAGCUUCGAACACCAUGAACACAUCCAACCGGAAGUUGUUCAAAGGACAAAAGAGCCCAUCCUGGCGGAUGUACCUACGACCAUUCUCCAUGGUCUUCUUCUCUUCGUUAUAUUUCUUUCUACCUCAUCUUAUUCUGCCGUCUUCGUGUAUCUGGCAGCUGCAGGUACGGAGAGGGGUCUCACACCUAUAGAAUCAGCCGGUCUCCUCUCGGCGACGGGGAUAUCACAGGCCGUUGUCCGGUUCGGUCACGGUUUCCUAGUGACGGUGGGCUGCAUCAAACCCCUUCCCCUCUACAUCAUAGUGCAAUUUAUCAUGACAAUCGGAAUUCUUGUUCUUGGAGUCUUUCAACAAUACAGCGUAGGCUGUUUUGCAGCCGUUUUGUUUGGCAUUGGGACUGGAAGUGUAAGGUCUCUCAAUGUAGUUGUCCAGAAAGAAGUGGACAGAAGGGCUGGAUCCACUGCUCUUGGUAUUGUGGGACUGGUCAGCGAGGUUGCUGCAGCGGUCGGAGGGCUUUUUGCAGGUUUGCUGAGGGACCGAUCUGGGGAAUACUUGGCCUCGUUUAUGGUCGCCUGUGGGAUGACAUUCGCCUCGACCCUUCUCUCUGUAGUCAUCAUGUUGCUCAAGCGGUUCAUUCCAUGUCAACCAAAGAACCAUGUACUUACAUGAGGACGGAGGACCGACCGAUCCUCGAAGAUGCAUCCAUGAAUCACAUCAACCUUCUCCAUGGGGACCAGGGUAUCGGGACAUCGGUGAACCACGUGGUUAUCUCACCGAAGCUGAACACCGUAGCUUUCGACCUUGGUCAGGAACUCAGUUGACCAUUUUUUUUUAUUUGGUUGACGAAAUUUCGGCCAUGCGAAUGAAAAAAGAAUAAUGCAUAUGUUUUUGUUCAUUUGGUCGUUGGGAUGGGUUUCGGAUAGUUGGUAUUACUGUGACUCAUCCGUGAGUCACAUUUUGGUCUAAAUUAAGUGGUAGCGAAGGACAGUAUAAUCAAUUAAUCAAUCAAUUUAAACCAAAGACCCAAAUUACUUGUCGCUAGUCGAGUUAAAAAGUAAAAAUAUUUCAACCAUGAUGUCUCAUUUCGAGAUGAUUUACUCUGUCCACUGAUAUUUAGAGAAUGGUAUUCAUUUUAAAGCUGAUAAUCUCUUUUGAGAAACAUUAACGGGUACUUUCAAAAUGCCAACCUCUUGGACAACCUUGUUCUUUUUGGAAGGGAGGAUGACGCAGACAAUGA